Lytechinus pictus (painted urchin) is the source of this 6244-nucleotide messenger RNA. RefSeq lists its product as uncharacterized. Gene Ontology annotation, molecular function: ubiquitin-protein transferase activity. NCBI's taxonomy places the organism in Eukaryota, Metazoa, Echinodermata, Echinoidea, Temnopleuroida, Toxopneustidae. The record is from RefSeq and is a predicted model, not a curated record. The transcript is spliced from 5 exons. The coding region runs from base 1 to 1206 and encodes 401 amino acids.
AUGGUCUUGGUGGAAGAUGAUUCACCAAUCAAAGAUGAGCUCUUCGACAAUUCUGUUGUUACAGUUGAAGAGGAUGAGGUCUCUUCUGAUGACCAGUUCAAUGAUGAAGAGCCUGUUGUCAGAGAAGAGGCAAAACUUCUGGACAUGACAGAGCUUGAGAGAAGGCGAGCACAGGCCUUUUUGUACCUGUGUGCAAAUCGAAAAAUCGUCGUUAGUCGUCAAGACAUUAUAGCGACGGUUUUAGAUGCAUACAGGUCAAACCUGGAGCUGGAGCACCAUCGUCUUACGGUGGAGCUUAAAGACGAAAUUGCUGUGGAUCUUGACGGGGUUACCAAAGAGAUGUUCCAGUUGUUCUUUUCAGCUUUCGCUGAAAAAUAUAUGACUGGACAUCUUGAAAAAGUGCCCAACAACGAUCAUAGGCUGCAUGCUACAGAUCUGUAUCGCACACUAGGGCGCAUAAUUGCGCAUGCAUUCGUCCUCUGUGGUUACUGGCCUAUAGCCAUUAAUAAGGCCACUCUAACUGCAUCCUUGACAGCGGCAGUAUCUGAAGAUCUUGUGCUGUCAUCCUUCCUUGGCAUGCUGAAUGAAAGGGAGUGUCACAUUCUUCAGGCUCUUCUCCAUGGCAGGGGUUCUGAGGAUGACCAGCUGAGAUGCUUGGGUGUCCUCACAAGAUUUGACUGCAGGCAAAGGGUCACCAACCUGAAUGCCAGGGACAUACUAACGACGUUGGCAAGCGCCGUCACAAUUUACCGGCCUUUUCAUGCAGUACUCCAGAUCGGACAAGGCCUUACGUCAUAUAACAACUUAUGGAAUGGAGUGGGAGAACAGCACAUCGUGCGUCUUUUUCAACAGGCAUUACCGGACGCCACCAAGGUGGAAGAUGUCAUCCUCCCGGUUUUUUCGGAGGAUGAAGCAUGCAGAGUAAUGGAGGAAAGGGUGGUAAUUUUCCUCAAGACAUGGAUGGCAUCACUGCGUCCAGAUCAGUUCAGGGAUUUUUUUAUUUUCUGGACUGCCAGUGAUGCCAUCCUCCCCAACCAAGUCCUGAGGGUGGACUUCAACUCCACCGAUGGACUUGGAAGGAGACCGGCGGCUACAACCUGCUCAGACACUCUGAGUCUGAGCAGGUUGUAUUUCAGCCAGGAGGAUUUUGAUCAAGAUAUGCAAGUUAUUUUCUCUGAACAUUCCAAAAUAAUGGAUGCCCUUUAAAUAUAUAUUAUGUUCUAUAUUUUUAUACGCUUGUCCGAGACAAGACGUAUGCGUCCGUCCGUUCAUCCAUCCGUCUGUUAACUUUAGGUUGACUUAACCUAGGCUCAUAUAAUUUUUUGUGUAUGAUAUUAGCAUGGAUCCCAGGAAGCUUAUUGUUUUUGAGGUCAAGCAGUCAAAGUUCAAGGUCAUUCUGACACAUUUUAAUUGUUCCCUUCUGAAGUCCUUGUAAACAUGACAACUUUAGUUUAACUUUUAAAUGAAGUCCAUGUAAUUUUCGCCUAUUUUUGCACUGUUACUUUUGUAUCUAUGCAUUAUGAAAAUGCAAAAAAUGAUAUAGGUUCAUCUGCUUAAUUUUGUUUUAUGGGUCGUCAUAUUAGCCGUAUUUGAAUGAUAUGCAAUCUUGCGCAAUCAAGAGAAUCAUGCCUCUCUUAGAACUCACAAAUUCACCAAAUGAGUUUAAAUCAUCUUUACUCAGUUGAUACUGCAUCAAACUUUAUCAAAUUUUCAAGAUAUAUAACAAAGUGUAUACCAAAGAAAGGGAGUCUUUUAAUGGGUAAAACUAUCUCUUUUUGGAGUCAGCAGUGCCCUCAUUCGGUAAGAAUGGUGCAUAAACUGUGAAACAACAAAUCUUCAAAGACAGGAAUCCAGUCAAACAUAAAAAGGAUUUUGUAAGCUGCACUUUUUUCAAAAUACAUGUCAUUUUCAUCAUACUCCAGAUUUGUAGAAUAUAUUCUGAAUUCGUUAAAAUAUUCCAAAUAUGGGGUCCAUGUGUUAAUUUUUAAACUAUCAAGUGUCCAAAGUGUUGCAAGUUUGCUUGAAAUUGCCUAAACUGCACCGAAAACAUGCAAAGGUCUCUUAAUACCCUCUAAAAUGCAAAUGGUUCCUUAUUUUGCUCCCAAACGUUAAAAAUCCAUGUAAUUUUCAUCAUGCUCUCGUUUGUAGACGAAUAUUCUGAAGACAUUACGCUAUUAGAAAUGUGGGAUCCAUGUGCCCGUUUUUUAAUUAUCAGUGUCCAAAGUGUUGCAGGUUGGCUUAUCGCCUAAAAUGCGCGGACAACGUACCAAGGUCUGAAAUGCGAAUAGUUUCGUAGUUUUGUUUCCAAACAUUCAAAAUCCAUGUCAUUUUCCUCAUCCUCUCCAUAUUUGUAGAUGAAUAUAUUCUGAAGACAUUAAGGACGUUCCACAGUUAAAGUGAAAUCCAUAUCAUUUUCAACAAACUUUGAACAUAGAUACUUUAGAACCCGAAUAUUUGAAAUAUGUAAAAAUUAACAUGUGCAUGUGCUUUAUUUUUUGCUAUAGAGCUUCAAAGUUCACCCAAAUUGAUGUUAAGAGUUGCGCAUGCACAAGAAUUUGGCAUUUUUAGACCUCGCAAGAUCACUACAAUGAGUUUAAACCUCUAUUGCUCAGUCAAAAUACAUAAAAAAGCCAUCAAAUUUUGCUAGAGAGUUAAUAAGUGUACCGUUGAAUGGAGAAUCUAUUUAUUGUGCUAUUUGAUUGCAUUUUCAAGUCUAACACGCUGUCAGUUCUUAGAAAUGGCAAGAGAUUUAAAAAAAAAAAAUUCUCAAAAAUGUGAAAUUUCAUAAACAAACUACAAAAGUACAAUAAAUGUUGCACUUUAUUCAAAAUCCAUGUCAUUUUCAACAAAAUUUGCAGUUGUAAAGAAGGUAUACAUAAGAUGCACACAAAUUAAAAAAUAAUGGUUCAUGUGCUAGUUUUCUAACUAUCGGCAGUUUUAUUAGAGCAAAUGUGCUUUUUAAACACCAAAUGUGUUUGUGUCUAUGUGAAGAAAAAACUAAAAACCACUCUACCAUUUAUUCAAACUCAUCAUGUUUGUGAUAUUUGGCAGCACUGCAGAGUAAAUUAUUUUGAAAUUGUAGAGAUAUUUUUUUAAAUGGUCCAUGAAAUAAUAUCAUUUUUGUUAACUUUAUAAAAUAACGCAUUGGAUCUGCAGUUAGAGUACAGAUGAUGAGAAAAAUCAGCACAUACCCACAGCUAAUUACUUGUUCAUCCAUUGUGACGUCAGUGCGCAAAAUGUAAAAUAUUCGCAGAUCGUAAUGCGCACAGACAACUGGAAUGUCCUUAAGAUAUUGAAAUAUGGGGUCCAUGUUCUCGUUUUCGAGCUAUCAGUGUCCAAGUUGGAUUGAAAAUCACCUAAAAUGCGCCAAAAAUAUGCAAAAGUCUCCUAAUACCAUCUAAAAUCCAAAUAGUUACAAAUUUCAAGGAUUUUUUAGGUCAAAAGUUAAGGUCAGUGACAUAUUUGCACCUUACCAUUCUGAAUCCUUGUAAACGCGAUAACUUCAGUUUAACUUAAGCUUAAUCAUAUAAUUUAGUGUGUAUGAUACUAGCUUGGAUCCAAGGAAGCCUAUUGAUUUUGAGGUGAAGGUCACAGUGACAUAUUUUCACCCUACCCUUCUGCAGUCCUUGUAAACGUGAUAACUUCAGUUUAACUUAACCUAGGCUCAUAUAACUUGGUAUGUAUGAUACUGGCAUAGUUCUCAGCAAUUCUAUUGAUUUUGAGGUCAGAAGGUCAAAGUCGCCCCAUUCCACUUUUAUUACUUGACCAAUAACUCCAUAUUCCAUGUUACAGGUGGGCCUAUUAUGUGCUCGCCUUAGCGACACCUGUUCACUGUAUAGAAAAAAUUAUUUUCCCAAAGUGAUGCAACUACCUCAAAGAAUUUUAGGGCACACCAGUGUAUGUUUAGUUUCCAUGGAGAAAAGAAUACUUUCUUGAUUGAAAUACAUGUCUUGAUUGAAAUACAUGUCUUGAUUGAAAUACAUGUCUUGAGGAUAUUAUUGUCACUACCACAUCUUCAACCUUGGAUUUAUUAUAUGCCUCACACCAAUAUUAUUAUUUUUACUUUGCCAAAGUGAUGCAACUACUUCAAAGAUACUUUUUAGGACACACCAGUGUAUGUUCAGUUGCUAUGAAGAAAAGAAUACUUUCAUGAUUUAAACAAAUGCCUUGAGGAUUUUAUUACGUGCAAAACGUUAUAUAUUCAAGUGUGUGGACUGUACAAAAGAGAAAAGAAAUCUAAUGUAUGUUAUAUGCCUAUCAUGCCAAAAUGUCACUACCGCAUCUUCUACCUUGUAAUUUUUAUAUGCCUCACACCAAUAUUAUUAUUUUUACUUUGCCAAAGUGAUGCAACUACUUCAAAGAUACUUUUUAGGACACACCAGUGUAUGUUCAGUUGCUAUGAAGAAAAGAAUACUUUCAUGAUUUAAACAAAUGCCUUGAGGAUUUUAUUACGUGCAAAACGUUAUAUAUUCAAGUGUGUGGACUGUACAAAAGAGAAAAGAAAUCUAAUGUAUGUUAUAUGCCUAUCAUGCCAAAAUGUCACUACCACAUCUUCUACCUUGUAAUUUUUAUAUGCCUCACACCAAUAUUAUUAUUUUUACUUUGCCAAAGUGAUGCAACUACUUCAAAGAUACUUUUUAGGACACACCAGUGUAUGUUCAGUUGCUAUGAAGAAAAGAAUACUUUCAUGAUUUAAACAAAUGCCUUGAGGAUUUUAUUACGUGCAAAACGUUAUAUAUUCAAGUGUGUGGACUGUACAAAAGAGAAAAGAAAUCUAAUGUAUGUUAUAUGCCUAUCAUGCCAAAAUGUCACUACCACAUCUUCUACCUUGUAAUUUUUAUAUGCCUCACACCAAUAUUAUUAUUUUUUACUUUGCCAAAGUGAUGCAACUACUUCAAAGAUACUUUUUAGGACACACCAGUGUGUGUUCAGUUGCUAUGAAGAAAAGAAUACUUUCAUGAUUUAAACAAAUGCCUUGAGGAUUUUAUUACGUGCAAAACGUUAUAUAUUCAAGUGUGUGGACUGUACAAAAGAGAAAAGAAAUCUAAAGUAUGUUAUAUUCCUAUCAUGCCAAAAUGUCACUACCACAUCUUCUACCUUGUAAUUUUUAUAUGCCUCACACCAAUAUUAUUUUUACUUUGCCAAAGUGAUGCAGCUACUUCAAAGAUACUUUAUAGGACACACCAGUGUAUGUUCAGUUGCUAUGAAGAAAAGAAUACUUUCAUGAUUUAAACAAAUGCCUUGAGGAUUUUAUUACGUGCAAAACGUUAUAUAUUCAAGUGUGUGGACUGUACAAAAGAGAAAAGAAAUCUAAUGUAUGUUAUAUUCCUAUCAUGCCAAAAUGUCACUACCACAUCUUCUACCUUGUAAUUUUUAUAUGCCUCACACCAAUAUUAUUUUUACUUUGCCAAAGUGAUGCAGCUACUUCAAAGAUACUUUUUAGGACACACCAGUGUAUGUUCAGUUGCUAUGAAGAAAAGAAUACUUUCAUGAUUUAAACAAAUGCCUUGAGGAUUUUAUUACGUGCAAAACGUUAUAUAUUCAAGUGUGUGGACUGUACAAAAGAGAAAAGAAAUCUAAAGUAUGUUAUAUUCCUUUCAUGCCAAAAUGUCACGACCACAUCUUCUACCUUGUAAUUUUUAUAUGCCUCACACCAAUAUUAUUUUUACUUUGCCAAAGUGAUGCAGCUACUUCAAAGAUACUUUUUAGGACACACCAGUGUAUGUUCAGUUGCUAUGAAGAAAAGAAUACUUUCAUGAUUUAAACAAAUGCCUUGAGGAUUUUAUUACGUGCAAAACGUUAUAUAUUCAAGUGUGUGGACUGUACAAAAGAGAAAAGAAAUCUAAUGUAUGUUAUAUGCCUAACAUGCCAAAAUGUCACUACCACAUCUUCUACCUUGUAAUUUUUAUAUGCCUCACACCAAUAUUAUUAUUUUUACUUUGCCAAAGUGAUGCAACUACUUCAAAGAUACUUUUUAGGACACACCAGUGUGUGUUCAGUUGCUAUGAAGAAAAGAAUACUUUCAUGAUUUAAACAAAUGCCUUGAGGAUUUUAUUACGUGCAAAACGUUAUAUAUUCAAGUGUGUGGACUGUACAAAAGAGAAAAGAAAUCUAAUGUAUGUUAUAUUCCUAUCAUGCCAUAAUGUCACUACCGCAUCUUCUAACUUGUAAUUUUUAUAUGCCUCAUACCAAUAUUAUUGUUUUUACUUUGCCAAAGUGAUGAAACUACUUCAAAGAUACUUUU